Lycium ferocissimum is the source of this 1222-nucleotide messenger RNA. Its product is annotated as auxin-responsive protein SAUR21-like. Lineage: Eukaryota; Viridiplantae; Streptophyta; Magnoliopsida; Solanales; Solanaceae. The transcript has a single exon. Bases 565 to 864 code for a protein of 99 amino acids. The record is from RefSeq and is a predicted model, not a curated record. Gene Ontology annotation, biological process: response to auxin.
AAAAAGGACUGGAUAGUUGGUAACUUAUCAGGAAAAUAGUAUAUGCCAAAUUAACUUCAAAUGACGGAUAAAAAGGACCAUGAUGGUUGGUAACUUUUCCAGAGUCUCUGCAUCGUAGGAACUGAAACUUGCAUAAUCUCAUCACAUGCAAUCUGUUGUUAGUAAAAAAAAAAAAUUCAUUAACGCGAUCAACUCUUCCCAAGGCAUCGUAUCACACUUUGGAAUGAAAUUUACAAGGAACGAGUGGGCUCUUUAAUAAUUAUCCACCUCAGGCUUAUAUAUUCAGAGGAGUUAGCUAAGUUAUAGUAUUUGUUAAUUGAGCAUUUGGGCUCAUAUUAGCAAAGCCAUGUGAAGUAGGGACCCAUAGCCCAUGACAACAGCUGAACUUCGGUGGCAACACAUGCAAGGGAGCUACUAUAAAUAUAACCUUUCCAGUGCAACCUUCACAACAAUUUCUUUCAGAUCAACUACAAACAGUUAAUUUAAUCAAUCUCCACAUCCAGUUCAGUCCUGUAUAUCAAACACCAAGUUAAUUACUUUUCACUAUAAAAUAGUGAUCAUAUCAUGGGUAUUCGUUUGCUUUCUAUGAUUUCCAGUGUCAAGCAAUUCCACAAGUUGCAAUCUGUUCUUACGAGGAAUCAAAUAUCAGAUGUGCCGAAAGGACAUUUUGCAGUUUACGUAGGAGAAACAGAGAAGAAGCGAUACGUGGUUCCCAUUGCAUACUUGAAUCAUACUUCGUUUCAAGAAUUGCUUCAGAAAGCAGAGGAAGAGUUCGGGUUUCAACAUCCGAUGGGCGGUCUCACAAUACCCUGCAAUGAAGAUGCAUUUUUUCAUGUUACUUCUCGAUUGAACACUUGUUUGUGAAAUGAAGCAGCAUUCUACCGACUUAGAUUAGAGCUUAGGAUUUAGAACUUUCUUUUCUCUUCGAUUUUCAUUUUUUCCUUUUGCCACGCAAGAGCUGUAAACUUAAUUAUAUAUAGACAAAGCCUUGCAAUCAAAGUUUUACUUGGUUUGUCUUGGAAAUGAAAUGCCAAAUUCUUUAACAGUACUGCUGGACUAGCUGCUCUUUUGUUCUUUCAAUUUUCCCAAGAAAAAGAAAGAAAAAAACCCCACCUUGUACAAGUGAGAAACUUACAGUAACCGUUCGAACUCAGAGGAAGAUAACAUAGCCAAAUCUUCUACGCAACGGAUUGAUGCUGUAGCACACCAUUAAUAAUGACUA